This is a messenger RNA of Beauveria bassiana ARSEF 2860, 1155 nucleotides long. RefSeq names its product beta-1,3-glucanase precursor. The coding region runs from base 1 to 1155 and encodes 384 amino acids. The transcript has 5 exons. NCBI's taxonomy places the organism in Eukaryota, Fungi, Ascomycota, Sordariomycetes, Hypocreales, Cordycipitaceae. The record is from RefSeq and is a predicted model, not a curated record.
AUGGCCAGCCUCGCACAGCAGCCUGUGGAAGAACGUUUGAAUAGGCUGGUCAUAUUAAUUGAACCUCACGGACUGCACUCCGAAUCGUCGUAUAAUCCUGUAGCCGCGUGCUCAGCAUGCUGUCUCAUCAAGAUCAUUACUUCUGACGGCCCUAGCGGCAACCGCAACAACUGCUGGCUCGCAGGCCAGCCUCGUGUCAUUUACCUCGCUCCAGACACCUGCACUCUUUCCUCCACUCUUUACGAGUACACUGACACUGUCAUCAUCGCCGACGCCUUCAACUCGCCUGUCACCAAGGCUUCCUCUGGAUUCAACGGCGACUAUCUUAUUGAUGGCGGCCAAGGAGAUGUCUUCGACCGCCCUUGCGGUGGCUUCGGCGGAGAAACUCACUUUUCCAUCAUUUUUAGAAACGUUAUUCUGGACACCACCUCCAGCACCGGCAAGGCCGGCUUCACUGCUCUUAGCUGGGCCGUUGCUCAGAACUGCGCUCUGGUCAACGUCAAGAUCAGCAUGCCUCAGAGUGCUCACACGGGUAUGGUCAUGGGCCCGGGCUCGAUCAUCUCCGUAUCUGACGUUCACUUCACCUACGGUAAUUGCACCAUUGGUAUCCUGAUCGAUGGCGGCAACAACAUCAGCAUCCUUGCUCCUUUUUGCAACACUGUUGGUAAUUGCAUCGUGGUUAAUUCGGGUCAUCCCUGGGCUGCUGUUAUUGACGGCCAGAACACCAACUCUGGGGAUCUUUUUACCAGCAAAGUUCAGUACCCCAGCUUCAUGUUGAAGAACAUCUCCAACAACAAUGGCCAAAUCAAAUUCGUUACUAUUGAUGAUAAUGCCGGGAUCGGCGGCAAGAACAGCCUCGGUACCUGUAUUUACGGAAACACUCGUGGUGUCAAUCUCAUCUACCAGACCAACCCUUCCGAAAAGGCCCCCAACAGGCCGGCUGCGCUGGCGCCCGGUGGCAAGUAUCCAUCCAUCAGCGCUCCUCAAUAUGCCGACAAGAAGGUCUCCGAUGUCAUCAACCUCAAGGAUGUCAACCAGAAUGGCGGUUUCAACCUGCAUGGUUAUGGUAACGUUGACAAUACCCAGGCUCUAGAGGGUGCUCUCAACACGGCUGCUACCAAGGGAAAGGUCGCUUACCUCCCUUUUGGUGUUUAG